This is a messenger RNA of Hemiscyllium ocellatum (epaulette shark), 2403 nucleotides long. RefSeq names its product tetratricopeptide repeat domain 12 (gene ttc12). Gene Ontology annotation, molecular function: protein binding. Bases 4 to 2124 code for a protein of 706 amino acids. The transcript has 21 exons. The record is from RefSeq and is a predicted model, not a curated record. NCBI's taxonomy places the organism in Eukaryota, Metazoa, Chordata, Chondrichthyes, Orectolobiformes, Hemiscylliidae.
GAGAUGGCGGACAAGGAGAACUCGGAGUUGGAGCGGUUCCUGAGAGAAGUGGAUGAGAUCACGAAUUUGGUUGAAGAAUUAAGGUCUGAUGACCCUGCAAUACGAGAAAAAGCUUUCCAGAAAGCAGAUGAAAAGUUGGAAAGAGGAUCCAGCGGAGCCGAUAUAGUCGAAGGAUGCAAGACAAAACUGAACUGCACAUUAAUCAAUCCAAACCCUUCAUGUAGUGGACCACCCCAGCCUUCUCAUCUCCCUGGUCAAUAUAGAAUGGACAGCAAUGUGAUGAACCAAGAUGAUUUCUUAACAGUUCUUGCGAGAGAUGCAGAGUCAAGAGGGAACAGAAGAAAAAAGAAUCAAAAGCUCGCCAAUGCAUUGAAAGAGAAGGGUAAUGCAGCAUUCAAAAAAGGGGACUAUGCAACUGCUGUGCAGUACUAUACAGAUGGCUUGGAAAAGCUGCGAGAUUUUCAGGUCCUAUACACUAAUCGAGCACAGGCGUAUAUCAAACUGGGGAAAUAUGAAGAGGCAAUCAGUGAUUGUGAGUGGGCCCUGAAGUGCAAUGAAAACUGUAUAAAGGCAUACGUUCAUAUGGGAAAGGCUAACCUUAACUUAAGGAAAUAUGAGGAGGCUCAACAAUGCUAUCAGAAAAUUUUAGAAAUUGAUCCAAACCAAGAGAAGCUGGUUAAAGAAUAUAUGAAUUUAUUGGAGCUGGCUCAAAAAAAGGAACAGCAGGAGAAAGAAGUUAUGGAAGAGUUUGAACGGGGUAAUGUGAAUACUACAACGGCUCAUGAAGUGCUGAAGAAACUAUCCAGCCCCAAUAAAAUUCCUUACUUCUACCUUGGCGGUGUGAGAUUCCUGACCGAGCUGAUGAAAGAGGGCACUGAACAGACUUUAUUCAGAACAAAUAAUGGAUUCAGUAUUAUCAGUGACAAUGAGAUUCUAAGAAGGAGUCUUGCCAGCUCAGUGAAAGAACCUUAUGAAGUGGAGCUGUGUGUUGCUGUCCUUGUGCUGUGGCAGGCUGUCUGUCAUGGGAAUGAGGAGAAUCAACGUUUACUUAUCACUUCUGGUACAAGUGAGCAGUUACUGGAUCUGUUGUCCUGUAAAGAGAGUGAAAUCUACACUGAGUGCAUAACUUUACUAUCCAGCUAUUUAUUGUCAGAGUAUGGAAAAGGUUUACUGCUGUGCAAUCUGAAUUUAACAAGGUUGAUGCAGAUCCUUUUGGGAUUUUUGAAUUGCACUGAUACAAUUGCAAACACUGCCAUGGGAAUCCUCGCCAGCUUAGUGCCAGAGAAUAAGUUUAAAAAGUAUUGUCGAAAUGAUUUUACAGUUAAUGUGUUACCAUCAUUUGAAAUUCUUUUGAAAAACUUGAAGUUGGUGAAUAAGCAGAUCUUUCCACAAUGCAUCUCCAUCAUUGGGAGCUUUGCAACUGACAAGGCAAUUUCUGGACAAAUAGCAGGGAGAGAAGAAUACUGGGACUCUUGCCUAGCUGCUCUUGAUGAAGCGAUAUCAUCUGUCCCUGCGAGUGACUACAGGGAAACCUUGUACGCUCUCCUGGGCCUGAUGGCAAAAGCUCCAGCUAUUACAGAAAGGUGCAUCUCCUUGCUUGGGAGUGCAGAUGGUGGUAUUCUCACAAGAGCCACAGGGCUUCUGAGUCACAUGCUCCCUCAGUCUGCUGAAGCAGUGGAAAAAGCAUUGAAAUCUGAAAUCGUGAAGAAAAUGCUCAGGUUUAUAAAGGUGGGUGGGAUGACAACUACACGAUACGCUGUGAAAAAUCUGGCUGUCUGCAGCAGUCACAGCGAACAUGCCUGUGAAGAGAUUGUUAAGUGUGAUAAAAAGCUCAGUGCUCUAAGGAAACUGUUGUCUUCAGACGACGAGUUAGUGGUGGGGAACGCUGCCCUUUGCCUUUCGCACUGCUUUGAGAUCCCUGGAGCUGCUACAUCUCUACUCAAGUCCGACAUCGUCAGAGUGUUGUUAAAACAUGCUGGUGGUGAUGCCAAGCAGAAUGGCCUCCAGCAGAAUGCAGCAAUCGCUCUCGGUAAACUUUGCUUGGCAGAAUCCAGGCAUAGGACUGAGCUCCGAGAACUACAUGGAUUGGAAAUUCUUACGUCCUGCAUGAAAUACAUAAAGUGAGGGUGUAACCUUAUGAACUGUGACUCCUGGGUAGCUGUGCUGAAGCUAAUACAUCUGGAGAAUUACCUGAAGAGACUGGUUAUGUUUAUUGACUUUUAGGAACCUGGUUUAAUUCAACUUGAAUGCACUCUAACUCCAUUUAAUCAAUACUGCUAUGGAAAGUAAUCCCACAAACUUUAUUUACUAAUUCUUUCUAAGCUGCAAAACCAGCAUCCUGAUCCUUGCCUCACUCUGUGCUGUGACUAGUGUUCAUUAUUACAGCUUCCAAGUGAGUUUAUU